UUGUCCUCUUUGCACGCUCUUCUUGUUUUCAAACACGGUGAAAAGGAAUAAAAAUUCUACGGUCCCUCCCCCAUGGUCAAAAAAGCAGACCUCCAUAAAUAUAACACAUAACACAUAACGCUAGAGAGAGAGAGAGGAAACGUUUCUCAUUGCCUCUUUUGUUUGGAAUCUCCGUCGCUUUUUUUUUUUUUUGGUUUGAUCGGUUCGGUGGUGAAUCUAAGACAUGGCUGCUGCGAAGAUCGUGGCUUUGUUACUUCUCGCCUUGGUUUUCACCACCACUGUCUUUGCCGAUGGUAGUGAUGAGCCGGAGGUUGUUGACUCCGCUGGAUCCGACGGCUCUUAUAAGAUCCAAGUAGAUCAGCUUAACGACAAGAUCCGAGCUUUAGAAACUCAAAUCGAUGAGAAAAGCCGUGAAGUUAAGGGCAAAGACGAGUUAGUAGCAGAGAAGGAGAAACUUCUUCAACAGAAGGAAGACAAGAUUGCUUCUUUGCAAACUGAAGUCUCAAAACUACAAGGAUCAUCUGAUUCUGCAAAACAGUUGGGGAAGGCUCAAGAACGUGUUGUUGAAUUAGAGAAGCAGAUAGAGGUACUCAGAAACUUCCUGGAGCAAAAGAACAAGGAGAAAGCUUCCUCAGAAGCUCGGACCAAGGAAGCUGAGAAAAAACUAAACGAAGUAAACUCAAGCCUAGAAAAACUUCAGAAGACAAAUGAAGAGCAGAAGAACAAAAUAGGCAAACUUGAACGUGCUAUUAAGAUGGCUGAGGAAGAAAUGUUGAGAACAAAGCUUGAAGCAACCUCAAAGGCUAAGGCACUCCUGGAGGCUCAUGGUUCGUGGCUUCCCCCUUGGCUUGCUGUUCACUGGAGUAGUUUCCAGACUUAUACCGAGACACAUUGGGAGGCCCACGGGAAGCCUGUUGUGGAGACAGUAAUUCUAAAGGUCACCGAAGCAAAAGCUCAAGCUGAUAAGUGGGCUGAACCACAUGUGGAAAACAUUAAAACUAAAUAUAUCCCAGCGGUAAAGGAAACUGUUGCGACACAUGUUCAGCCACACGUCCGAACAUUAUCCAUUAAAGCCAAAGAGGCUUACCAUGCAUCCAAGAGUGCUGUUUCCCCUCACAUUGUCACGGUUCAAGAAAUCGUAGACCCUUAUUAUCAGGAGGCUAAAAAGUUUAGCAAGCCAUACGUUGAGCAAGUGGCAACGGCGACGAAACCACAUGUUGAUAAAAUCAAGGUUGCCAUGAAACCUUACACUACCAAGGUGGUCAUCGUUUAUACAGAGUUCCUUGAAUCUGCCACGACUUAUCAUAAUCAGGUCCAAGCCCAUGUUGAACAAAAACUAAAGAGCCAUGAGCUGACAGAGGCUUUUGCUACCAGUGAAUUUGUUUGGUUUGCGGCUUCUGCGUUGUUGGCGUUACCCAUCUUCUUUGCAUACAGAGUUCUCGCUUCCCUUUUCUGCACAAAGGCAAAGACACCUGUUAAACACCCUCAUCACCAUGGUCGCCGUAAGACCAAAAAGGGUCACAGUCACACUGAGAAAUGAGAUUCAUUGUUCCACGCGCUCAAAAUAGUUGAGGUAUCGAGGUUAAACCGCGGACUCUUCUAAGAUCAUGGUUGAACUCUGCUCUUUGUUGCAAAACGUGUUGACCUCUCUCCUUUUAUUGUUUUGUGUUGGACAAAGAUUCAGUCUCUUUUUCACACAGAAUAUUAGACAUUACUAGAGAAAAUCUAGCAAAGCUUGGUGUAAUUUUAGUGUAUUUUUCCAUUUCACAGGAAUUUGUUUCACGUUGUUUCUUUCUUCUGUUCAAAUGAUCUUUUAGCAUAUUUUCUCUUUGCAUCAAAACCAAAUUCUUGUUAAUUUAUCUGAAACAUUUUGUCUUUACCUCGGAACUUUUAACAGUUUCUUUUCUCUGGAGGGUUGGGAAACAGCUAAUAUAAAAGUGUGACCAGACAGUUG
Eruca vesicaria subsp. sativa (arugula) is the source of this 1954-nucleotide messenger RNA. The record is from the annotation of a GenBank genome assembly. Lineage: Eukaryota; Viridiplantae; Streptophyta; Magnoliopsida; Brassicales; Brassicaceae.